This is a messenger RNA of Rhinichthys klamathensis goyatoka, 2325 nucleotides long. RefSeq lists its product as uncharacterized. Gene Ontology annotation, cellular component: cell surface. The record is from RefSeq and is a predicted model, not a curated record. The coding region runs from base 461 to 2053 and encodes 530 amino acids. The transcript is spliced from 14 exons. NCBI's taxonomy places the organism in Eukaryota, Metazoa, Chordata, Actinopteri, Cypriniformes, Leuciscidae.
UGCCGAGGCGAAGGCCGGUCUGUGGACUCUGAUCGUCUGUGUGCUUUCACUGCCUCGCAUCACUGCCGGAUCCAUUAUCAGCGCAGCCGUCAGUAUCGAGUUGCUUGAUCUGGACGGAUCAGAACAGGUCCGGGCUCAUUACAGGCUGGUGUCCACUUUGCCCUGUCCAGCGCUGGAUGAAGUGUGCACUGAAGUGCACUGCCGGGAUCAGCUCCGCUCGUCUCCCUUGAGAGGGCUUUUCCCUUCUCCCGGCUGGUGCCUCCGUCAGUGGCAGAACACCAUCCCUCUAAACCACACCUCCACUCUUCAGCUCGGAUCCGAUGGAGCCGUGUCACUAUAUUCAAGAGCAGAUCUGUCCGUCCGACCGGACACUAACAGUGUUAACCAGCCUCCAUACGUGUCGCUGCCUCCUCCAGUCAGGAUAAGAGCUGGUUGUCCUCAGGAAAUCCCGGUAAAUGUGAUGGAUUUGGAUGGAGAUGAGAUUCGCUGUCAUUAUGAGAAGAAUGGCCUUGGUGAAUUUAUGCGCCUUAAUGAAGAGACGUGUACACUGUUGUAUGACGGCGGAGGGUAUUUGGGUCAGUAUUCAGUGCAGAUCGUGGUGGAGGAUUUCCCUGCGUCUGUGAAGAACCAGAUUCUCAACGAGGCAAAGCCUUUCUCCACUGUAUCUGUGCAUCUCUUAAUAACAGUUGAAAGCGGAGCCGACUGCUCCACUGUGCCGGAGUUCACAGGAGUGAGUCCAGCAGGGGGCGCUGUGAUCCACGUCCUGCCCUUUGGAGAAGUCCAGCUCAAUAUUACUGUGGACUCGAGUGUGUCUGAAAUCGCGGUGAUCGGCCCACCGGGCCUCUUCGUCUCCCCAAUGGAAACAGGCAGGGAUUCCCAGAGCUCCGUCGCCCUGUCCUGGGUCCGAGGUCCUAACCAGUUUGCUCAUCUGCUGUCCAUCUGUUUUGCUGCAAAUACUCAGAGCCUGCAGUCUCGCAUCAGGUGUAUAUGGCUGCAACAAACACGAACAGAUCCUUUGCCACCAGGAACAGAGUUGAAAUGUAAGGAGCGGGAGCUUCAGAUGUCUCUAGUGCUGCCCAUGUCCUUCCUGGAGAAGCUUCAUGUCUCGGACCUCCAGCUGAAUGAUCCGGCAUGCCCAGUGUUUUACAACACAACCCAUGUGACCACCACCUUCUCUCUGACGGGCUGUGGAACCAAGAGAAUGCAUUUAGGUUCAGAAUUGCUGUACACCAACACUUUACGCAGCAUCAAUCCUAACUCCACUAUAAGCCGUGUUGCCACUCUCAUUCUCCCACUCGCCUGCCGGAUUCCCGGACAACAAGCCAAAGCUCCAGCUGUUAAAAUCUCCAUACCGUCAGAAGUGGAGACGUUUGGUGCAGUGUCCUUCUGGAUUGAGUUCCACUUCCCCGGAGAGGGCCCUAUGGCCGCCGAGACGCGUGUGCCGCGCAUGCGCAGUUUGCCACCGGUGCGCGCGGCUCGAGAGCUACGGUCUACAGGCAGGAUGGACACGCUGGACCUGCAUGUGUUUUCCAACUGCUCACUGGCCCAAGCGGAGCUCAUGGUGGGCCGCUGUGUUGAGUCAGACACACAAGACUUUGUAAACUCACGGCCUCUGCUGAACCACGGCUGUGCACCUGGAAAUGGGACCUUUGAGAUCUUGACGUCAACUUCGACUGUUCGGAUUUACCGCUUAUAUCUCAGUUCUCUGGGUAUAAUGGGAGACACUAUGUUUGUUGAGUGUCUAGUGCACCUUUGUGUUUCCACCAAACAAACCCAGAGAUGUCCUGAUCCAUGUGCGGAAACGACAGACAAGACUCUAAUAAACAGCAUUCUGACCCACAACUACACUAUCCGUUCAGGGCCUGUUAGACUCAUAAAAACCACAGAAACCAGCACUACAACUGCUAACCCAACCCUAACUGUUGUCCCAGUUGCUCAGCCCUCCACUAGCCAGGUCGCAGCAACCUCUACUUCUCACGCUCUGGAUAGAGGUGCAUUCUGGGUAGUUGCUGUGUCAUUGGCUGUGCUGCUGCUUCAGUUCAUCACUGACUAAUCUAAAUCAUCCUAUUUUAUCUUUUUUUAAUCACCACUACAAAGUUUCUUUAUAUACCCUCUAGUCAUGGAAAAAGCACAUUGUAGGACAACGUACUUCAUACUUUUACAGUCAUUCACAAAUUUAGAGAUUGCAUCAAGAAACACAUCAACACCUCUUCAAAUCAUUUCAUUUUAAACAACUACAACAACAUUAUGUAAUUUCAUAAAAUGAUACCUUUUAUUAACAAUAAAGAAAUCAGUAGUUCAGUAAAGAAUGACAAUUCUGGCAUU